GGGUUCCCGGCGCUGCGGGUCCCCGCGCCCCUAGCCCGGCCCGAGCCGCGGGAUGCCCGCGCGCGGCGCGGCCCAGCUUUCCCGCAGAAUGGGGCAAAAGAAGCAGCGGCUGUUGGAGGCAGAACAGCAUCCGAGUCCACCAGACAGAGCCCAGACGCUUUCCCCUCUGGAGCCCUGCUUGCAGCCGCCUGCAACCCUGAGCCCCCAGCGCAGCAUCUACUUCUCAAGCCCAAAAAGCCACUCUGCACAGCUGGGAUCUGAGUUUUUCGACCAGCCCGCUGUCCCCCUGGCGCGGGCAUUUCUGGGACAGGUCCUGGUUCGACGACUUGAGGACGGCACAGAGCUCCGCGGCCGCAUUGUGGAGACGGAGGCAUACGUGGGGCCAGAGGAUGAAGCUGCCCACUCUAGGGGUGGCCGGCUGACCCCCCGCAACCGUGGCAUGUUCAUGAAGCCAGGAACACUGUAUGUGUACAUCAUCUAUGGCAUGUACUUCUGCAUGAACGUCUCCAGCCGAGGGGAUGGGGCGUGUGUCCUACUGCGAGCACUGGAGCCCCUGGGGGGCCUGGAAACCAUGCGGCAGCUUCGUAGCACCCUCCGCAGGGGCGCCACGGGCCGAGCCCUCAAAGACCGCGAGCUGUGCAGCGGCCCCUCCAAGCUGUGCCAGGCCCUGGCCAUCGACAAGAGCUUCGACCAGCGGGACCUGGCCACGGACAAAGCUGUGUGGUUGGAGCGCAGCCCCCCGGGGUCCGGUGAGCCACCCGUGGUGGCGGCAGCCCGAGUGGGCAUUGGCCAUGCGGGAGAGUGGGCCCAGAAGCCCCUGCGCUUUUAUGUCCGGGGCAGCCCCUGGGUCAGCGUGGUAGACAGAGCAGCUGAGCAGAACGCACGGGCCUGAGCAAGGGUCCGCUCCAACAAGGCUUUUUAAUU
Molecule: messenger RNA, 924 nt
Organism: Odobenus rosmarus divergens (Pacific walrus)
Lineage: Eukaryota; Metazoa; Chordata; Mammalia; Carnivora; Odobenidae
Gene: MPG
Product: N-methylpurine-DNA glycosylase
Exons: 4
Coding region: 53-892 (279 amino acids)
Biological process (GO): base-excision repair
Molecular function (GO): DNA binding; alkylbase DNA N-glycosylase activity
Source: RefSeq, a predicted model, not a curated record